Messenger RNA from Cicer arietinum (chickpea), 1699 nucleotides. Its product is annotated as putative aminotransferase. Gene Ontology annotation, molecular function: pyridoxal phosphate binding; transaminase activity. NCBI's taxonomy places the organism in Eukaryota, Viridiplantae, Streptophyta, Magnoliopsida, Fabales, Fabaceae. The record is from RefSeq and is a predicted model, not a curated record. Gene Ontology annotation, cellular component: mitochondrion.
CAUACAUAGUAGUGUGAAGUCUGAACCACACGAUAGUGAAAUUUCCAAACGAUGCAGCUACGACAACUGAGUAAUCAAACGAUGUGGGACAAAAUUUGUUCUAGGUGGCAGCUUCGUGUGUUCUCCACCGUAGCUCGAAGCAAUGAAAAACAUAUCAAUUUGCUUCCCAAAAUGCCACACUUCAAUCACACUCCAGCUCCCUACAAUGGCCCUUCAUCAUCUGAUCUCUUGAAAAGAAGAAAACAGUAUCUCCCCACUUUUGUUGGCACCUAUUACACUCACCCAUUAAAUCUUGUGGAGGGUAAAAUGCAAUAUUUGUAUGAUGAAAAUGGUAGAAGAUACCUUGAUGCUUUUGGUGGAAUUGCUACUGUUUCAUGUGGUCAUUGUCACCCUCAUGUUGUUGAAGCAAUUGUUAAUCAGAUAAGGCUUUUGCAACAUACUACUGUUCUUUAUUUGAAUCAUGCUGUUGUUGAUUUUGCUGAGGCACUUGCUGCUAAGAUGCCAGGAGAGUUGAAGGUUGUUUUCUUCACAAAUUCUGGGACAGAAGCCAAUGAGCUGGCUUUGAUGAUGGCAAGGUUGUACACUGGCUACCAUGAUGUAAUUUCAAUUAGAAAUGGUUACCAUGGCAAUGCAACUUCAACAAUGGGUGCUACUGCUCAGUUUUUUCACAAGUUUAAUGUUGUACAGACUGGAAUUCACCAUGUCCUUAACCCAGAUCCCUAUAGAGGAGUUUUUGGUUUGGAUGGAGCAAAAUAUGCACAUGAUGUUCAAGACAUAGUUAAUUAUGGAACUUGUGGUCAUGUAGCUGGCUUUGUUGCUGAGGCCAUUCAGGGAGUUGGUGGAGUGAUAGAAUUGGCUCCAGGUUACUUGCCUGCAGUUUAUAGCAUCAUCAAAAAAGCAGGAGGUCUUUUUAUAUCUGAUGAAGUUCAGUCAGGGUUCGGUCGAACUGGUAGUCACUUUUGGGGCUUUGAGGCACAUGGAAUUGUCCCUGAUAUUGUAACAAUGGCAAAGGGAAUUGGUAAUGGUGCACCUAUUGGUGCAGUGGUAACAACUCCUGAGAUUGCAAAGGUUUUGAAAUAUGCAUACUACUUUAGCACAUUUGGAGGAAAUCCUGUUUGUACUGCUGCUGGAUUAGCUGUUCUGAAUGUAAUUGAGCAGGAUAAACUUCAGCAAAAUGCAUAUGUUGUUGGAUCUUAUUUAAAGGAUCGUCUUAAUUCACUAAUGGAAAAGCAUGAGAUAAUUGGAGAUGUAAGGGGAAGGGGAAUGUUGCUUGGAGUUGAACUUGUGAAAGAUCGAAAGCUCAAAACUCCUGCGAAAGACGAAAUUGUGCAGAUCCAUGAACAGAUGAAAGAUAUGGGAGUGCUACUUGGGAAAGGUGGCUUUUAUCGAAAUGUAUUAAGGAUUACACCACCACUUUGCUUCACUAAGGAAGAUGCAGAUUUUCUAGUAGAUGUGAUGGACUACACAAUGUCAAAGAUGUGAAGCAUGUGCAAAGAUGCAACACUAUUGGAUGAAGAAAAUGUUCCAAUUCUGAUUCCAUACUUGUAGGACCUAUAUAAAACUUAAAACCUCAUGUAAGCGUAACAUAUAUGCAAAUGUAAUGUAAAAAGAGAAAUAAAUAAUUGGACUUUUGGGGUUACGCCACUAUUAGGCAUGUUCUGUUAACUAGUGCAAUGCAACACUAAAAUUCUUAAUUUUA